Messenger RNA from Lathyrus oleraceus (garden pea), 1441 nucleotides. Its product is annotated as omega-3 fatty acid desaturase, endoplasmic reticulum. The transcript has 8 exons. NCBI's taxonomy places the organism in Eukaryota, Viridiplantae, Streptophyta, Magnoliopsida, Fabales, Fabaceae. Gene Ontology annotation, biological process: lipid metabolic process. The coding region runs from base 116 to 1282 and encodes 388 amino acids. The record is from RefSeq and is a predicted model, not a curated record. Gene Ontology annotation, molecular function: oxidoreductase activity, acting on paired donors, with oxidation of a pair of donors resulting in the reduction of molecular oxygen to two molecules of water.
UAAAAGAAUUCAUCAACAUCUAGGUUUGUACUCUCAUCUUACAUCUAUCUAUAAUAUUGCCUUCUUUUUUGAGGUUCCACACCACAAACAACAUUGUUAGCAGAGAGUAAGAACAAUGGUUGUUCAAGAACCUCAAAAUCUGCUACAUGUUGGUAAUGGUGAUGUUCUUGUUGAUGAUGAAAAAAAACACCACCAUACAAGUUUUGAUCCAAGUGCUCCUCCACCAUUUAAGAUUGCAGAGGUUCGUGCCGCGAUUCCGAAACACUGUUGGGUUAAGAAUCCAUGGAUUUCUCUUAGUUAUCUUCUUAGAGACAUUUUCAUUGUCACUGCAUUGGUAGCUGCUGCAAUUCAUUUCAAUAAUUGGAUCUUUUGGCCAAUUUAUUGGAUUUCUCAAGGAACUAUGUUUUGGGCUCUUUUUGUUCUUGGACAUGAUUGUGGCCAUGGAAGCUUUUCAAAUAGUGUUAAGCUGAAUAGUUUUGUGGGCCAUAUCUUGCAUUCUUCGAUUCUUGUUCCAUAUCAUGGAUGGAGAAUCAGCCAUAGAACUCAUCAUCAAAAUCAUGGUCAUGUUGAGAAAGAUGAAUCCUGGGUUCCUUUGACAGAGAAGAUGUACAAGAGUUUAGACAACAUGACAAAAACAAUGAGAUUUACUUUUCCUUUUCCAAUCUUUGCAUACCCUUUUUAUUUGUGGAACAGAAGUCCUGGUAAAGAAGGUUCACAUUUCAAUCCAUAUAGCAAAUUGUUCACACCAAGUGAGAGAAAAGAUGUGUUAACUUCAACAUUUUGUUGGGGUAUCAUGUUUUGUGGGCUUGUUUAUUUAUCCUUAAUAAAGGGUCCUUUUUUUAUGCUCAAAAUCUAUGGAGUUCCUUAUUGGAUCUUUAUCAUGUGGUUGGACUUUGUCACAUAUAUGCAUCACCAUGGUUACUCUCAGAAACUACCUUGGUAUCGUGGCAAGGAAUGGGACUAUCUAAGAGGUGGUUUAACGACCGUGGAUCGUGACUAUGGUUGGGUUAACAACAUUCACCAUGACAUUGGCACACAUGUUAUUCAUCAUCUUUUUCCUCAAAUUCCACAUUAUCAUUUGAUUGAAGCGACAGAAGCAGCAAAGCCAGUGCUAGGAAAAUAUUAUCGUGAGCCAGAGAAAUCUGGGGCAGUCCCAUUCCAUCUCUUUAAGUACUUUCUACACAGCAUGAAUCAGGACCACUUCGUCAGUGAUUCUGGAGACAUUGUUUUCUACCAAACAGACCCUAAGCUCCAUAAUAAUUCUUGGACCAAGUCUGAGUAACAUUCAUUCUCAACUCAACCACUCUAUUACUUCUUAGCUUUUUACUAUACCUAAUCCAAUUAUCUCAAUUUAUUGUAUUACAUUUUACUUAUCAACCAUUCCUUUAGAAAUGUACCUUAUAAUAUUUAUCAAUAAUUCAUCCGUUUUUUGAGUGAUUUA